GUCGACACAGAUCCGGGCGUCGAUGAUACUCUCGCAAUCUUGCUCGCACUUGCCUCACCAGAGUUGGAGGUCCUUGCCAUCGUCAUCUCUUACGGAAACACGGACGCGGAGUCCUCACAUGGGAACAUUCUCAAAUUGUAUAAUGCAUUAUCCCGAGAAAUUACCUCAGCUUCGGGGGCAAGAACUCGGUAUCCUGGUCUUGAGGCAAAAGUAAUACUUGCUCAAGGUGCUAAUGGGCCCCUUGAAGGCGAUCUGCACAGCGCUGAAUACUUUCACGGCCGAGACGGCCUUGGGGAUAUAACACAUCGACACCCCGACCUGAAUGUCAAACCUGGAUCGGAGCAUCCCCAAUUACAACUUACCGACCGACCAGGAAUAGAGGUCGCACUAGACGUUAUACGUUCCCAGCCUGAACGAGCAGUUACUUACCUGGCAUUGGGUCCCCUCACGAACCUUGCACAGCUGAUGCGUCUUGAUGGCGAAGUCGUGCGGACUCGCAUUGGCCGCGUAGUCUGUAUGGGUGGUGCCCUUGAUGUACCCGGAAACACGAACCCCGUCUCAGAAUUCAACUUCUUUGCCGAUCCAUUUGCAGUCAGAGAGUUGCUCACGCCGGGCACUCCACAACUCGGCAUCCCUCUGAACAGGUUCCUCCUCCUUCCCCUAGACAUCACGACGCCUCACGAACUUCCCUUUCCACUCUACAAGGCCAAGGUUGACCCCGUCUUCGAGUCAGCGGCAAAGCCAUCACAGGCGGAAGGCAAGUCACCUCUCGUUCACUUCACGAGUUCUUUCCUGGAGCGCACCCGCGAGAUCAUGAUCGAGUUUGGGAAGGACGCCAUGGAGCUACAUGACAUUGUAGCGGUAUGGUGCGCCAUCGAAAAUCCGCCAGUGCAUGGAGAACCGGAGGUGGCAGUUCCCACUUUACAGCGAGGAUGGAAGGCCGUCAAGCGUGUAUUUCAAAUUGAACGCAUUGGCGAACUGACGCGAGGUAUGCUUGUGGUGGAUCGGCGCGACGAUGAAGGAGCCUACGCUCCAGGAUCAAACCGCGCGGAAGUCCAAGCAGAACUCGAGAAACACAAGUUCGCACAUGCGGGCAACUUCGAGUCCACUGCUCUGCCCGCGCAAGUUGAAGUUGAAGGACAGAGCCAGGCGCGGGCGCUCCCGGACCAGGCUACAGGAGUAGCGUGUGUCUACGAGACACCAGGUCCCGCGGCUUUAGUGAAGCUCAUGUUGGAGAGAAUAUGGGGUAUUGAUUCAGAAGCUUGA
Messenger RNA from Postia placenta MAD-698-R-SB12, 1266 nucleotides. RefSeq lists its product as hypothetical. Gene Ontology annotation, molecular function: purine nucleosidase activity. The transcript has 7 exons. Gene Ontology annotation, cellular component: cytosol. Gene Ontology annotation, biological process: purine nucleoside catabolic process. The record is from RefSeq and is a predicted model, not a curated record. NCBI's taxonomy places the organism in Eukaryota, Fungi, Basidiomycota, Agaricomycetes, Polyporales, Adustoporiaceae. The annotation marks the transcript as partial.